Molecule: messenger RNA, 5551 nt
Organism: Cottoperca gobio
Lineage: Eukaryota; Metazoa; Chordata; Actinopteri; Perciformes; Bovichtidae
Product: E3 ubiquitin-protein ligase DTX4-like
Exons: 12
Coding region: 471-2732 (753 amino acids)
Biological process (GO): protein ubiquitination; Notch signaling pathway
Molecular function (GO): zinc ion binding
Source: RefSeq, a predicted model, not a curated record
ACUUUCUCAACAUUUCGGUAUGCUACGCCCCAAACUACAGGAGAAAAACACACUAGCUGUUGCUAUCUACACCCUGUCGAGGUUGGUUCUGUCUGGAUUUAUAGACACAUCUACCUCCCGCUCUACAAGAAAUAACAAGCGUUAUUUUCUAAACAUAUUCCCCCCACACCGAGGAGAUUUCUUCCACUGAGGCAAGAAUCACACAACAAGUAAAAGGCCGUCGCUGGAAAUAAACGACUCGUUGGAGAAGCUAUCGGUGUGUCUGGAGCAAGGACUAGCAACAAUAACAGACACUAUUUAGGCCGCUUCAUUGUCAGUGUCUGCGCCUGGAACAACACCGUAUUACGGGUUUAUAACAAAGACAGUCGAGUGAGGACCGGGAUUUCCUUCUCCGCAUGGCCAUGCGAGGAGCUCGAAUCUACGUACAAGAAUGUUUCGCCUUCUCCCGGCGUUAGCUCAGCCGCGGCUCCAUGGCCAACAGUAACAACAUGCUCCUGGCCUCUGUCGUGGUUGUGUGGGAAUGGCUGAACGAACACGGACGGUGGCGGCCCUAUAGCCCCGCCGUCUCCCACCAGAUAGAGGCGGCCAUCCGGAGCAGCGACCCCCGCGGAGGAAGCGUGGUCCUCGGCCAGGUUGACAGCCGGCUUUCGCCCUACAUCAUAGAUCUCCAGUCAAUGCACCAGUUCAGACAGGACACAGGAACCAUUCGUCCGGUGCGGAGGAGUUUUUAUGACCCAGUCUCGGCCCCAGGUCAGGGCUGGCAGUGGGAGUGGGAAAACGAUGCGGGUUCGUGGACGGCCUACGACAUGGAGGUGGCCAUUGCCAUCGAGAACGCCCACAAUCGGCAGCAGCCCUGCUUUGACCUGACACCACUCGGCUUCUGCUACCUCAUUGAUUUUCAGAACAUGACACAGGUGAACAGACAGAGCCAGAGGUGUCGGAGGCUCCAGAGACGUGCUGACAUGGCCUACCCUCUAGUGUCCGGUCCUCUCCCAAUACCUAAAGGAGGGGGUGUAGGAGGAGGAGGAGGCGGCCUAACAGGAGCCCUGCUGGGUGUUGGGGUGUCGGGGGCCAGCAUGGGGAUUGGAAGCUCCGUCUACCCCAAUGGGGGCAUACCGGCUACUGGACUAGGCCAGCCUUGUUCCUGCCAGCAAUGCAUGCUGGUCCUUAGUGUAAAGACCAAUACUGGAGGGGCAGGGAUACAGACUCUAGGUAGACGCUCACUGACCAUGCAGCGGUCCAAGAACCCAGUACCCAUCGCCUCUAAACCUCUGAGUCCAUCUAAAUCAGCCACUCUGGGGCGAGGACAGCAGCUGAACUCAAACGCCAACUCCAACUAUUAUCAGACGCUGCCACACGGUCUCGCCAUCUCCAGAAAUAUCGCCUCUCCAAGAAGGAACGCCCAGCUCUUUGCUCAGUCGCUGGCCGCCCUCACCGCUGGCACCACCUCUCUGGGUAUCUCCUUGUCUUCCAACAGGCCGCCUCCGCCAUCCCUCCCGCCUCCUCAGCCUCCAUCAUCUAAACCGAACCUGAUCCCUCCGUCCAUUCCAGCUAAGCACUCCUCAUCUUCAGCCAACGAAUCAGUGCCAACCGCCACAUUAGUUUCCCCUUCCAACAGUGUGACCACGCCCCCUUCUCCUGUCCCGUCUCCAUCGUCGAUGGUGAUGAAGCCGCAGCGCCCACUGUCCUCCGCAGCAACAGUGUGCCAUGCCCCGUUGCCACAGAGAUCAAGCUUAGCCGGGCUGAGUAGACCAGCGUUACAGAGGAUUGCAAUGGCCCAGUCCAGAGCGCUCAUAGCAUCAGGUGUGCCCACCGUCCCAGUGAAGAACCUCAAUGGAUCCAGUCCUGUUCACCCUGCACUGGCCGGGAUCACAGGUAUCCUGAUGAGUGCUGCCGCUCUGCCCGUUUGUCUGACUAGACCUCCAAAACUCGUGCUGCAUCCUCCGCCUGUCAGCAAGAGCGACAUCAAACCCGUGCCAGGCUUUGGCCACUGCUGCAGGAAGACCACCAAGAAACAGGCUCGUAAGGGUAAAACUCCAGAGGAGGUGGUAAAGAAGUACCUGCAGAAAGUAAAGAGUCCCCCAGAGGAGGACUGUACCAUCUGUAUGGAGCCGUUAGGCGGUCCGUCUGGAUAUAAGGGUCCGGGGGUGGCGCCCGUGUCUCGGGCGGAGUCAGUUGGGCGACUAGCACAGUGUGGACACCAGUACCAUUUCCAGUGUCUGGUGGCCAUGUAUAAUAAUGGCAACAAGGACGGCAGUCUUCAGUGUCCCACCUGUAAAACCAUCUACGGUGUAAAGACAGGCAACCAACCGGCAGGGAAGAUGGAGUACCAUGUGAUCCCUCACUCUCUACCAGGACAUCCUGACUGCAAAAGCAUACGCAUCAUCUACAACAUACCACCAGGCCUUCAGGGACCAGAGCAUCCCAACCCAGGGAAGCCCUUCACUGCCAGAGGCUUUCCCCGACACUGCUACCUCCCAGACAGCGAGAGAGGACGCAAGGUACUGAGACUGCUCCUGGUAGCAUGGGACCGCAGGUUGAUCUUCUCAGUUGGGACUUCGAGCACUACUGGAGAGUCUGACACCGUCAUCUGGAACGAGGUCCACCAUAAGACAGAGUUUGGCUCCAACCUGACGGGCCACGGCUUCCCUGACCCCGGACACCUCAACAACGUCCUGGAAGAGCUCAGAGCUCAGGGCAUCACAGAGGACGACGGACUGGUGGAAAAGUGAAAGGACAAGCGACCGGGGCAGACAUCGUGUGAGAGCAGUGAAGAGUGGAAGGAGGAACGAGGAGUAGAGAAAGAGACCAUGAAAAUAAAAAGAAGAGGACCUGGACUGAGGCACACUCUCUCAGCCAGCAUUUAAGAGGGGUGCAGGGGACGCUCGGGUUAUAGGAGACAUAGAUUUUGUUUUGCAGAGGGAACCACUUUUCAAGAUGUUGAUUGAGUCAUUGCUGGGUUCGUCUGUCAUUGUAAGUCUGUCCAAACUUUUCUGUUUUCAAGUAAGCACAUUACCAGCUGGAGUUUGAGGAAGCUGCAGCAGAGAAAGAGGAGGAGGCUAAAAGAACCAGCAGAAAAGAAUGAUGGCACUCACAGGUUUAGCUACUAGACAGCUAGGUACUAAAUGUCGACACGUGAGAAUGGAUUGGUACUAAUAUUUAACACAAAAACAAGUUCACUUUACUGAGAGAGAGAGAGCAAGAGUAACCAGGAAAAGAAGGUACAACGUUAGAGCAGUUCAAUGAACACUGGGAGAGAAAGGACAAAGAGAGAAGUUGGAGCAGUGGGGGAGGGGACAGGAGGAGGGGAUGCAGGAAUAAUGUAGCAGAAAGAGACAAAGAUGGUGAAUGAAUGUAGCGUAGGAUAGGAGUAGAGUCAAAUCAACUUGUAUGGUACAUAACAUGUACUUUAGCUAUCAUUUAAAACACCAGGUAACCAGGAGUGAUGGAGGGAAAGACAGAUGGACUGCGUGCUUGCCUUGUUCAAACCACCUGCUUGUUUGUGGUUGAAGUUUAGUGCUGUUGCUCCCUCUUGUGGUGGUACUGAUGAACUACACCUCAGCCUGCAAGCUAUCGGAACAAAUCAAAUUGUUACUAUGAGUUAUCCGCUGUGUUACUUUUUUAUCAUUGUUACUAUAAUCCUCAUUUAACGUCAUUCCAUACUUUACCUCCUACUUUUGACUUGAUGGGUUUUUUUAAAUGACCUCGGCUCUAUAUGUUUAUGAUUGUGUGUGAAAUGACAAAAGACCAAACUAAGGCCUAGUCACUUUGGUCUAUUUGGAGUCUUACUAUUGAGCCUUUGUGGUACAAGUUAACCUUAGAUACACAGGUACAAGUAUUUACUUAUAUAUCUUUAGUUUUUUCCCUUUUGAUGGUUCACAUGGUUUCAGUGGAUGUAAAUGCUGUCGUGUCCUUGUGAGAAAAGGUGAGGAUGUGAAUAAAAACCCGAUAAAGAUAAACAGUUUGAGGGUUGCCUAAAGGUGCUGAGGAUUUACUAAGUGUUUAGUUCUAGUUGAAAGAGCUUCACUGUCAGUGCUUCAACUGAGAAAUGAACAUGGGCCUGGUUCACCACCAGAAAGCCCCUCAAAUUGGGCAGAGGGUCGGGGAGGAUGGAGAGGACAAGAGGUAGAGCAGAAGCAGAGGUCACGUCCUACUGAGGAGAGAAGACCCUCAAUAUUCAAAUACUGUAUAUAUAUUAUAUAUUGUUCAAUCUGGCAAUUUGUCAAGGACACUGUGGUUGGUGGAGCUUCAGAAUGAGUUGUAAGUAACUAGUGGAAAAUUACAAAUGAAGAUCCCCAAUUAGACACAAACAUGAUUAACUAGGAUUCUAGUUAAUAGUUAUGUCCCAUCAAAGUUAAUAAAAACUAUUUCCUCAUUUUUACUUGAGAAGUUAAAUUGCAAGUUCCCAAAACCGGUUUAGGCCAACCACAGGAAACAUCACAACUGGACUGGCUUCUGAUUGGCUGACAUCCCUUAAAAUAGGUGACAUCUGUCCAAUAAGGCCAGUUUGCAGCAUCUGAACCAGAAGGCCGUCAUUCUGUGGAUUUACCUCGUCGGCCAAUCAGUGAUGUCAGUUCUUUCUGUGGGGAUGUUAAUAUUCCUGGGAAAUAGCAUGAAGAGCAUAUGCUGCACCUGCACCAGAGGACAGUGUGUUUGUAACUAUACACAGUAUGGGAUCUUUAAUCUAUGACUUGUUGACCUCAGCUGGAGAUCAGUAGCAUCCUUCUUAAUUCAACUAAAUUGAUUUUAAAAACUCCUCUUCUCACCUCUACCCCUCCUGACGGAUAACACACUGCCCAGUCUUAGAGUUGGGUCUGUAAAUGACCCCUUAUCACAAUGCAAUGUUACAAGAUGUGUGUGUGUGAGAGUGAGACAGAGAGAAAGAUAACCUGUGUACUGUGUAUACUACCAACAUGCUCCCAGUUUAGGGUAUUAUUUUGGUACUCCAUGGGAAUCACAUCAUCCAUUAACGCUGAUGAUGAUUCUCCCUUCCUUCUUUAUUAUGUUAUUUUAAUUUGAAAUGUAGUUACAUCUUUGUUUUUAAUUGCAUCUUCCUUGACACUAUUAUAGAGUAAACUGCCUUUUUUUUAUUGUGUGUAUGUUGUAUUAAUUAUGCCCCUUUUUAUUUGUUAUAAUUGGUUUACAAAGACAGUAUUUUUAAAUACAAUGUCUUUUUUUUCAUUGUGUACAGAAAUGAAGCUGAUUUGUGUCAUCUUUUCUUUGGAAAAGGAAUUUGAUGGUAGACUUUUAUUUGAGUGUGAAAUGUAAUGAAAUUUAAAGGCAAGUCAAACCCUUACACACUUGCUCUUCUGUGAGGUAAAGAAUACUUUUAUUUUCUACAUAUCAUCUGUCCUGUUACUGUUCUGCACUGAGCCUUUAUCUGCUCUCAACGUUUGUGACCCUGGAAGGUUUCGUAGCAGAUGUGUUGAUGGACAUGUUGGGCUUAGUCUUAUGUCCUCUUUUAACAGGAGAAUGGUUCAAGUGCAGGUGGCAUGAUGGAAAUUAUUAUUUUAAACAUUGUAAAAUAUAAUAAAAUCACAAUUUCCUCUUG